AUGGUAUCGCCCAGUUCCAGGUGCGGUCCUGCCGGCAGGGUCACCGCCGCCCUGCUGCUGGCAUCGGCACUCGCCAUCUCGCCAGGCUCGGCCAAUAUAAUCGGCGGUGAUGUUGGCCUCGAUCAGCAGGUCCUGAUGCCUGUUGGCCCAGGCCCUCUACUCCCUUCACAGCCCAACACGGUUCACCCCGGUGAACAUACCUUCACUCUUCGACACAUCUACCACCACGGUACCAACAGAAAUCCGAGGCUUCACAGAAAGCUCGAUGUCGUCCACGACCAAUCCCGAGUCUUCCUCGCCGCCGACGAGGGAUAUGCUGAGCACACGGUGCCGACGCUCACAGCCAAAAGCCGUGGCGAGACGAUCGAGCGGCUGGUUGACAGGCGGCCCUCCGUUGUCGACCCCAUUGUCGCCGAAUCUCGAAAACAAGGCUAUGCAGCCGUCUUAGAUGCGUCUGCAUGGACGAUGGAUCAAGUCUCCUCACCCGACAUCACCGACAAAAACACCGUUCUUACCAUGGCGUACGUUGCUGCUGACGCCUACGUCGAAAAUGAUGGACAGGCUGAUUGGCAAGACAUUGGCGCCCCUUUCAACCGAAGUCUCGACUUUGGAUGGGGGACGGACGGUCUUCGUGGUCAUAUCUGGGCUGAUGAGAACAACUCCACUGUCAUCAUCGGCCUCAAGGGGACAUCACCUGCCGUCUUUGACGGAGAGGGCACAACGACUAACGAUAAGGUUAAUGACAACUUGUUCUUCAGUUGUUGCUGCGCUCAACAGGGUCAGUGGACGUGGCACCAGGUAUGCGACUGCGCUACCGGCACAUAUGCCUGCAACAACACAUGCGUGAGGACGGCCCUUCAAGAGGAGAACCGUUACUACGCCGCGGCUCGCGAGCUCUACUCCAACGUCACGGAACAAUAUCCCGACUCCAACAUUUGGGUAGCAGGACAUUCUCUUGGAGGUGCUGUCUCUUCUUUCUUAGCCCUGACUUAUGGCCUACCCGCCGUAACCUUUGAGGCCGUACCAGAAGCUCUUCCGGCUUCUCGACUGGGUCUCCCGAUUCCUCCUGGAGCAAACCCCGACACACCACAGACACGAGCCUACACAGGGACGUAUCACUUUGGCCACACCGCAGACCCAGUAUACAUCGGUACAUGCAAUGGAGCAACUGCUACGUGCUCGUUUGCUGGCUAUGCCAUGGAGUCUACUUGCCACACUGGCUAUGAAUGUGUCUAUGAUGUCGUGGCUGAUAAAGGGUGGCGAGUCGGUAUUGGCACGCACAAGAUUCGGGCCGUCAUCUCAGAUGUCAUUCUCAAAUACGAUACCGUUCCCAAAUGUGUCCGCACUCCCGAUUGUCGAGACUGUGGCCCCUGGAAAAUGUACGAGAGCAACGGCACUGAGACGACCACGUCUGCAGUUCCCACCACAACCUCUCGAACACGGACACACAAGACAACGACGCCGGCAAGCACUUCUCAGUCCACCAUAACAACCACCUGUGAAACUCCCGGACGAUUCUGGGGCUGCAACGAUGAUGCUACUGAGACAAGCACUCAGUUCGCAACGAUCCCUGCGACUACGACCUGCGCAACCCCUGGCAGGUUUUGGGGCUGUAAUGAUGCGGUAACAUCUACGACCACACAAGCUGCCGCUGGGAGCACCGCUCCAACCAUCACAGUGGCUCCCACCGAGGUUCCAGCAUGA
Messenger RNA from Trichoderma breve, 1704 nucleotides. Its product is annotated as lipase (class 3) domain-containing protein. NCBI's taxonomy places the organism in Eukaryota, Fungi, Ascomycota, Sordariomycetes, Hypocreales, Hypocreaceae. Gene Ontology annotation, molecular function: glycerophospholipase activity. The coding region runs from base 1 to 1704 and encodes 567 amino acids. Gene Ontology annotation, biological process: macroautophagy; multivesicular body membrane disassembly; neutral lipid catabolic process. The record is from RefSeq and is a predicted model, not a curated record. The transcript has 2 exons.